CCUACACUGCUGAGAAUGGCACCGAGGGCCAGCCAACAAAGGUGAACGAGGGACACUCCUGGGCAGUGAUCCUGAUGUCUGUUCUGAGCCGCGCACUCGAGAGUGUGAUCACCAGCCCCAGUCUGCACCAUGGCUUCUGCCGAGCCCCUGACGGCGCUGUCCCGCUGGUACCUGUACGCCAUCCAUGGCUACUUCUGCGAGGUGAUGUUCACGGCAGCCUGGGAGUUCGUGGUGAACUUGAACUGGAAGUUCCCAGGGGUCACGAGCGUGUGGGCCCUCUUCAUCUACGGCACCUCCAUCCUCAUCGUGGAGCGCAUGUACCUGCGCCUGCGGGGCCGCUGCCCGCUGCUGCUGCGCUGCCUCAUCUACACGCUCUGGACCUACCUGUGGGAGUUCACCACCGGCUUCAUCCUGCGCCAGUUCAACGCCUGCCCCUGGGACUACUCCCAGUUCGACUUUGACUUCAUGGGCCUCAUCACCCUGGAGUACGCCGUGCCCUGGUUCUGCGGGGCCCUCAUCGUGGAGAAGUUCGUCAUCCGCAACACCCUCCGCCUCCGUUUCGACAAGGAUGCAGAGCCCGGGGAGCCCAGCGGCCCCCUGGCCCUGGCCAACGGCCAUGUCAAGACUGACUGAGUAGGGAGGCUGGUGGGGGGCCUGAGGGUCUCUCAUGGAAUCCAUGGACAAAGAGACCAAGCUGGUGGUGGGGUUGCCCCUCCUGUGCGGCACAAGCCCGGCCCUGGGCCUGCCUCAGCCCCGUGGGGCACCCACAGCCCCACAGGGUGGAGCAGGUGUUGGGGGUUGUGGCCAGGUGUUGAGGGGUGGGGUGUCAAGGCAGCAGAAGGACAUUGGGAAGGGUCCACGGAUCUCGGCCAAGCUCGGAGGCUGGCGGCAGGAGGCCUGUGGCUGACUGGACUACGUGGUUGACCGGAAGCAGCAGGCCCUGUCCUGGCUAAGGGAUGUUGAGAAUGGGGCCACAGGUGGGACACCAGGCCUGACCUUCCUCCCUCUCACUGGGAUUUAGUUGGGCUUUGGCUGGUUCCAUUAGGCAAUAUUCAGGUGCUUGCUUGCAACCAAUACCUCCCCGGGGCCUGCUGAGCUGCAGCCUGAGCGAGACUGGGCAGCAGGGAGGCUGCUUGGCAGCAG
This is a messenger RNA of Propithecus coquereli (Coquerel's sifaka), 1143 nucleotides long. RefSeq names its product transmembrane protein 229B (gene TMEM229B). NCBI's taxonomy places the organism in Eukaryota, Metazoa, Chordata, Mammalia, Primates, Indriidae. The coding region runs from base 130 to 633 and encodes 167 amino acids. The transcript has 2 exons. The record is from RefSeq and is a predicted model, not a curated record.